GCCGCCCUUUCGGCUCAUGUAGGGUACUGUACCUCGGUAAUAAGCCCCAAGAAACGCUUCCGUGUGCAUUCUAUUAGUGCAAGCCGUUUCGAAGGUUCCACUGCCCUGACAGUUCUUCAAUACUGUGGGACCGAAGCAGAUUCGCCGCUAUGCCGGGACGGAGGCCCUAUCGCCAAAUCAUCGACGGCGUUGCCAGGUGUCCUGUACUCGACCCAGAAAUCUUCCGCAAAAGCCUUCUUUUUCGUGCCGCGGAUGGCGACGUCGUUCAGAGCUCGUUCCCGAAAAGCGGCACGCAUUGGAUGCAGUACAUCACGCAGCUUAUCAUCAAAAAAGGCGAGGCGGUCACUACGCACGCACACUUUGCCAACAAUCUCCGCUUUAUCGAAUACAUGGGUUGCGACGGCUGGAAGUCACCACUUCCCGUGAGACUUCUGUUAACGCAUAACCCUCUAGAGCGAGAGACCAUGAACGAAAAGGCAAAGUACGUCUACAUCGCUCGGAACCCUUGGGACGUCUGCGUCUCGCUUUUUCGCAUGGCGACAGACCUGAGCCAUUACCGCUUUCAGGAUGGCACUUUCGAAGAGUUCUUCGAACCGUUUGUAGAAGGUGACUUAGGUUACGGAAAUUACUUUGACCACGUAGCAAAGGCAUAUGCUCUGAAGGACGAACCCAACGUGUUCUUUGUCACGUACGAGGAACUCAAGAAGGACACCCGAAGUACCGUGCUCAGGCUUGCACACUUCCUGGGAAAAGGUUAUGGCGAGCAUCUUGAGAAAGACGAACAUACGCUCCGGAACAUUCUAGAAUGGUCCACGCCUGAAUAUAUGAGGCGCGCCAUGGUUAUGAACCUGCAGGCUAACGAGAAUCCACUAUUAAAUGCGUUGUUUUCCAGAGACAACACGAAGAGCAAGCAGGGUUACGAGGGGGACUGCAACAAGUACACAGUGGUGCGAGAAGCGAAAGUUGGAGGCUGGAGGGAAUACUUCACGCCGGAGAUGCUGAGCCGUUUAGAGGAGAAGAUACGACAACAAGGUGAUAGGCUUCCUUCAUGACACUGUGGAGUGACAUAAGGCAACAGGCAAUUGAUUUGUCGAAACGUUAAGCGUGGUAUCAACCAUUCACUGAUAGUCACUCCUCUUCCUAGCAUAUAUUGUACGGAUCAAUAGUUGCUAUGAUAUUCCCAGAAUAAAUUCAGUUUUUUUUUCAAUUUCUUGUCGUUCUAUUAGUGAUUUCUUUGGCAGUCUUGUCAGGGUGGAUGAUGGGCUAGGUGGUGAUUAACUUUAGUAAAUGAACGGCGAG
This is a messenger RNA of Dermacentor silvarum, 1299 nucleotides long. Its product is annotated as sulfotransferase 1C2. Bases 150 to 1052 code for a protein of 300 amino acids. Gene Ontology annotation, cellular component: cytoplasm. Gene Ontology annotation, biological process: sulfation. NCBI's taxonomy places the organism in Eukaryota, Metazoa, Arthropoda, Arachnida, Ixodida, Ixodidae. The transcript is spliced from 2 exons. Gene Ontology annotation, molecular function: sulfotransferase activity. The record is from RefSeq and is a predicted model, not a curated record.